UGAAUUUUUGGCUUUUCCCUUCUUUUAGCUAUUCUCUGCAUUCUCUCUCCUCGCAUCAUCCUCUUCUUCCCUAUCAUUUUUCAACCCCAUGAAUAUUUCAUGCCUCUUGAUUCCAUCCAUGGAUUUGGAUCAUAUCUUCAUUUUCAAAACCUAUGUCCGAUUUCUCAAUUGUUGUCUCCCAAGCAGGUAGACAAUUUAUGUGGAAGAGGGCUAGAGGUAGAGAGUUGACAUUUUUUUUAUUUUUUGAUAAAACUCACAUUGAGGCCUACGCAUUAAUAAUAAUAAAAAUUAUAAGACUGAAAAAAUCAUAAGCUCACUAAAAGGACAUCAUUUUAAUAAAAACAUAUGAGCUUUAGAUUCAACUAACUACAUAAGAUAUAAAUACAAAUUAAAAGAAAAGUCAACAACAAGGAAGCAGUAGAAAACUCCAACACAUCAAAAACAAAAGCUCGCUAGCAACCUUCCAUUAAAAGCACCCAAGUUGCCCGGAACGAAGUCCAGAAGGUAGAAACAACCUGCACAAAACAAGAAAAGAAAGAAACCGAAACUAGGAGAGAAAAAACCUCCCCCACAAAUAGCAGAAGGGUCGAACGGAACAACUCAAGCCCAAAAUCAAACCAAACAGCCAUACACAAGACAAACCCCCAGCUCCCAAAAACACAACCAAUAGCAAAUGCCACUUGCUAAGCAAAAAAUAAGCCACAACCACAACAACAAAAGAAAAAUUACUUCUUAGAUUUUCUCCUCUAAUGUAUACUGACACGCGAGAGAGCUUUAUCAUCCACCUAACAAAUCUUAAACCGUAUAAUUCCUGAAGAGACUCAACUUGAUCAUCACCAAAAUUAUCACUAUCCACAUUGAUGGUGAAGGAGAUAUAGCAUCCUGACCCAAAAGCCUGGAACAAGUAACGACUAAAGAAGAAACAAAUUGAGCAAGCAAAUCUUUAGGAGGCAUAACAACUAAAGGCACAUCGGCAAGGGAUUCCGUAGGCCCAUCAACCAAAGGCAAAUCCACAACACCAGCAUUCCCAACAAGAGACGAUAAAUCCAGUCCCUCUAAAAAAAUAGGCAAAAUCACGCCAUGAGCUGAUGUAGAAUAAAUUUAUGUUUCUUUUGCUACCACACCAACCCACUGCAUCUCCACAUCUGGCACAACCAAAAUUCAGUAAAGCCGACUCACUGGAUAAAACAUCUCUAAAAGACUUAGAUUUAACCUUCCCAUCCAAAAACUCAGAAUCCUUUAACCUAUUCACAACCAUAGGAAGGAAACCAAUAAAGAAACUUAGGGAAGAAAGGUUACCCAACCGAAGUGGCAGACGAGGGCAGAAAAAACCCAAGGCAUUGCAUACACAGUUGAAAUCUUUUUAUAUCACUAAUGUAAAGGAAAAAUGACAUGUUAUUGUCCAUGAUGGAAAUGAGUAGAAGAACCAACCCCACGGAAUGAGUGAUAUAUAUUCCUGAGAAUCAUCAUGUAAUUUAAUUAUACAUCUCAUUUAAGCAUAAAUAUUAUAUAAUUUUUAUAUUUUUUUUCUUUUUUAUGGGAAACUUUGUUUUAUAUAGUCUUUCUUAUUUCAACACCACUACAUAAAUAUAUAUCUGAGCAAGGAAAACAAUUGCCACACCUUCUGAAACCCAAUCAAUAAAACAUUAAAAAAAUUUGAUACCUAUCAGAAAUAAAUUGUCAUAUUUUUUUCUUCCUCUUAAAACUUUAUGAUAAGAAAAGAAAUAUUCGAAGUAGAGAACUCAAAUUAAAACAUAUGAAAAUUUGAUAUGUAUCAAAUCAAAAUGAUAUUGGUUAAAUCGUACCAACUAAAUAAUCAAUAAAAAUUCAUAAUUUUGAAGCUACCAAUAAAGCCAUAUCAACAAAACCAGUUAGUUCAAAAUUUUAAUAUAAAGCAUAAUAAAGGUAGGUAAUUUAUGAAUCUCAAAUAAGAAUAAUGUUCAAGGAUCUUGCAUGUUUCCCUGGGCAUAAGUAAUGAACUUGCUCAUCAAGAGUAAAUGCUUGAUCAAAAUGCUCUAGAAAUUGUGUGUGUGAGUUGAGUGACUAAGAAUUAAUAAGAAAUCUGUCACUUGCCAAGUUGUGGACUUUUCAAUUCAUAACCCUCGGUGUGUAUAAAUUAAUUUGAAUAAAAUCCUCUAGCCUGAGCAACUCAGCCUUGCAAAAUUAUAGGUUGACUUACUAAGCUGGAAACAUGUUGAAUUCUUAUCCCUACCCAAGUUCAAGGAUGAUUUAGACUAUUCUCUCUAGAGAAGCUAAAGCCCCUAGACGUAAAAACUUGCAGGAAAGCAAUCUAGAGCUCCACAAGAAAGGCUGCCAAUGAUUUUAGAGUAAUCAUCAACCACAACACUCUUAGUUUAGCCCUCACUAAAGAGCUCGCUCACAUCUUUUUAUCGACAUGCACUCAACACAUACAAGGGAACUCACCUCUAAACAAAGGGGUCAAAAUAAGAGAUGCAACCAUUCACCAGGAUAGCUAGAGUAUGACACAUGUCCAAGGCAGUUCGUACUAAGGGUCAUUAAUUCUUGUAUUUUUACUCUUUUUUUAUAUUGUAUUUCUUGUAGCCCUUGGAUUUCUAUAAAGGGUAAAUAUAAACAUUCUAGAUCUUUUUGCAUUUUCCAAAGAGAUACUUGAGCUAGUAAAAUCUUUUUCAUAAUUUUUUACCUUCACUUUUCAUUCUCACAAAGGCUCUCAGAUGAUAUUCUCUUGAGCUUGGCUACUAGUGAGGUCACAUGUCACCCACAGAUAAACUUUAAUACAACAAGCUCAUAGUUAUGAUUGCAAGACCCAUGUGGAUGACAUGGAAUACAAUCUUCAGAUAUUCAUUCAUUAAAUAUCCUUAUCCUUGUAAAGUGGCAUUUUACUUGCAUGUAAAGAUAUAUGAUGUUCAUAAAUUUCCUCUAAUCACUAUUUAUAGGGAAUUAAUGAUGCCUUGAUGACAGAAAAUUAUAGAUCACACUAGUUAAUUUUUCAAGUAAUUAGUUCCUCAAAUCAAACUUGUUUGCAUGAUAUUGAUUUAAUGUACUAAAAAGUAUUUAUGAUUUUUUCAGAUGGAUUCUAUUUCAAAAAAGAAAAGAUCCUCCAAGAUCAAGAAAAAGGCUCAGUUCACUCUCACUGAGCUUGAGAUAGGUAAUCCAGUCCUUAUAUCUGGACCUGGCUUGAAAAAGUCUGGCCCAAGUUUUGAACAUCUUACAAGUAUUGAAGCAAUCUCUGGAAAUAUGAAUUUGAAGGAAGCAACUAACAGUAUAAUAGACAUUGCUACCAACUCUUCAAAGAACUUAUUUGAGGACCUCAUAAGUUCAUCAAACAGCUUAUUUUCAACAAAAACCCUGUGCCCUAGUCCCCAUCCAAGCAAUAAACCCAACAUAAAUUUAGAAAUAUUAUCUGGAAAAGGUUUGAGCAUCAAGAAAAAAUUGCAUAUUUUUACUAAAGAUGGUUCAAAUUUAGCAAAUCGUUCACGUUCAAGUAAUAGCCUGGUUUCUUGUUCAUGCUCUAAAUUUAAACCUGCUAAAACUUAUGAACCCAUAAAUGGAAAGGAAUCAGAUGCAAAGAAAAUAAUAGAUUCUGCUAACAGAGAUGAAGUAAAUUCAAUAAAAGAUUUGAGUUCAAGCUUAAGUUUGAACCCGAGCCCUUGCUCUAGUGUUAGUUCAAAGAUAUCAAGCUCUACAAUAACAACAAUAUCAUGUCUGAAACCAAUUGACAAAAGAACCAGUGAUGGUGGAAACAGUACUAGUCAACGCAGUUGUAGUAGCUCACAGAGAGACAAUUUGGAUGGUUACUCUUCCAUGACAUCUCAAGUCAAGCGACACACAGGUCAUGAUAGCCGUUGGGAGGCAAUCCAUCUUGCAAGUUCUAGAGAUCUACCACUUGGCCUUGGUAACUUCAAAUUACUCAAGCGCUUAGGUUAUGGUGACAUAGGCAGUGUUUAUCUUGUUCAUCUUAAAGAUACUGAUGCAUAUUUUGCAAUGAAAGUUAUGGACAGGGCUUCCAUUAUUAGUAGAAAUAAGAUGAUCCGAGCACAGACCGAAAGAGAGAUCCUUAGCCUUCUUGAUCAUCCCUUUCUGCCAACGCUUUACUCGCACUUUGAGACAGACAAAUUCUACUGCUUAGUGAUGGAGUAUUGCAGUGGAGGUAAUCUCCACUCUCUACGGCAAAAGCAGCCUUACAAAUGCUUCACCGAGCAAGCUGUAAGGUUUUAUGCUUCAGAAGUAUUGCUUGCACUGGAGUACCUGCAUAUGCUAGGAAUUGUAUACAGAGACUUGAAACCUGAGAAUGUUCUUGUUAGAGAGGAGGGGCACAUUAUGCUAUCAGACUUCGACCUCUCUUUCCAGUGCUCUGUAAAUCCAACACUAGUCAAGUCUUCAUCUUUACAUGGAGAAAGCUCUAGAGAUCUUGAAUGCUUGCUCGAUGCCGAUGGAUCCAUACAGGGCUGCAUGCAGCCAACAGUACUCUUUCCGCGUAUAAUCCCGAAAAGGAAUCGAAAGUCAAAAUCAGAUUUUGGCCCCGGUGCUGGGCUUCUUCCAGAAUUGUUAGCAGAACCAACAAAUGCUCGAUCGAUGUCUUUCGUCGGAACACACGAGUAUUUGGCGCCGGAGAUCAUCCGAGGAGAAGGCCAUGGUAGUGCAGUUGACUGGUGGACCUUCGGCAUCUUCAUCUACGAAAUGAUCUAUGGAACUACUCCCUUCAAAGGUUCGGGGAAUCGAGAUACUCUCCUGAAUGUUAUUGGACAGCCAUUGAGGUUUCCAGAGGAACCAGUUAUAAGCAGGAGUGCGCGAGAUCUCAUCCGAAGCCUUCUUGUUAAGGAUCCGCAGAGAAGGAUAGCUUGCCGUAGAGGUGCGACAGAAAUAAAGCAGCAUCAUUUUUUUGAUGGAGUAAACUGGGCAUUGGUGAGAAGCUUGCAGCCACCACAUGUUCCAGAAAUGGUGGACUUUGGGCAAUUUGCGAGCAAAGAUAUUACAGGUAGAAAGAAGAAGGCUACGGCUGAAAAUCCUCCUACCUCACAAGUUGAUUUUGAGUAUUUUUAGGUUGUGUAUUAUUAAUAGAAAGGUCUAUAUAUCGUCUGAUCUAUACAGAAAUUGAAAGAGAGCAUUCUUUGUUUUACGCUUAAAAUCCAAAUUGGUGAGAAUGGAAUGCAUGCUUGAUCUAUAAACCCCUUUAUUUGUUUCUCCAGUAUUCUAGCUUGUAUUUGGUAGUGAGACUUUUAUAUGUUUUUAAUGUACAAAUAAUUGUUAUUGCAUUACUAAAUUUUGCAUAAUAAAGACCUAUAUAAAAAAAAGUAGCCUCUUUUCAUGUGGAUUAAACGGAUGAUAGAAGAGACUGUAAUUCUCCGAAGGAUUUUAUGGAAUUCUGUUAAUGUUUCUCUGGCAGUAAUAUUUGAGGGGCAAAAUGUAAAACCCGAAAACGACGAUCGUAGGUCGUCGCAUGCUUUUCGAUGCGUCGCGACGAAACUUAAGUGAAAUUUUUGAAGUUAACGGAAUUUGAUGGAAAUAAUUUUAUAAAAUCCUACUUAAAAUUCUGAUCAAAUUGAUGUAUAGAACUUAUAAUUAAUUUAGAGUAUUUUAAGAGAUAAAAAUUUUGGAAAUCUCUAAAUGCCGAUUUUACCCCUAAGCGAAUAGAAGGCUAAAAUUUUUUAAGUGAGGGCAUAUGAGUUUUUAGCAAUUCCCAUCUCCCUAAUAUGAGCCAACUGAACCCCUCUUUCCCAUUUCAUGCACGGUUCGGCGGAAAACAAAAGGGGGCGGACGGUCGGGCGACAGGCUCCUCUCCGGCGACGAUUUUUCGGCGAAGAAAUUAGUGUGAAUCGAAGAGGACGACGAGGGAAACCUUAAGGUACAAUUGUUUCGAAACGAAUCUCUUUAGAUCUCAAGUAUGUUGCAAAAAAAAUUUCUAAGGUUUUUCCAAAUUCUCGUUUUCUUCCAAAUUUUUUUUAAGGAAUAUAUAGGGAAGGAUUAUGAGAUCUUUUUAACAGUAGAAAUGAAGGUUUGGAGGAAAUUUUAAAAAUCGGAAGGUUAGG
Messenger RNA from Dendrobium catenatum, 6008 nucleotides. Its product is annotated as serine/threonine-protein kinase RHS3-like. The transcript is spliced from 2 exons. The record is from RefSeq and is a predicted model, not a curated record. NCBI's taxonomy places the organism in Eukaryota, Viridiplantae, Streptophyta, Magnoliopsida, Asparagales, Orchidaceae. Gene Ontology annotation, cellular component: plasma membrane; nucleus; cytoplasm. Gene Ontology annotation, biological process: protein phosphorylation. Bases 3049 to 5022 code for a protein of 657 amino acids. Gene Ontology annotation, molecular function: ATP binding; protein serine/threonine kinase activity.